Molecule: messenger RNA, 3623 nt
Organism: Lycium ferocissimum
Lineage: Eukaryota; Viridiplantae; Streptophyta; Magnoliopsida; Solanales; Solanaceae
Exons: 21
Biological process (GO): protein import into nucleus
Cellular component (GO): cytoplasm; nucleus
Molecular function (GO): nuclear import signal receptor activity
Source: RefSeq, a predicted model, not a curated record
AUUCCUGGGCCUGACUCCGAGGCAUUUGAAAACUUUCUCGAGCCAUUUGAAACCUUUCUCUCCCAUCUAAUAGAGAGACGAUUGAAGGCUCAGAUCAUAUUCUACAUAAUGAAACAGAAAUACCCCGACACCCUUGCUCUUAAAACAGUUAACCUUCUCAGUUCUUCCCAAGCCAACAUUGAUUCUCGUACGAAGUGUGCUGAACUCCUUUCCAACUUACUUAAUGAUGAUGACUUAUGCACUUGGCACAAUCUAAGCAUCUUCACUCAGUCUGCCAUCAAAUCUUUCCUUCUUAAUCCUAUCAUCAAUUUGGACGAAUCACAAUUCAUCAACAAAUGCCGCUGUUAUACCAUUUAUUGCUUGCGUGCUUCACUUCUCCAAGACAACAAAUGGCCUGAAUUAUUGCCAUUGUUGUAUCAAUUCCUCACUGAUUCGGCUUCAAACAAUUACCUUAAAAAGUUUGCUUUUCGUAUGUUUGCUGAACUACCUGAGGGCAUAGGUGAAACAAUAGUAGUCCCUUCGGCAAAGACUUUGCACUCACUAUUCCGUACUACACUGAAUGAUGAUACCAUUGAUCUAAAUGUCAGGAUCACAGCUGUGAGCGCUGUGAUCAGAUUCAUUCAGCAUAUGCCGAGUUCAAAUGAAAAGGAGCGCUUUCAGUAUUUGUUGCCGGGAAUGAUGAAGACGUUGACUGACGCAUAUUUGAGCAAAGGUGAGGUUGCAGACGAGCAGGCCCUGAAACAUUUUAUAGAGUUGGCCAAGGAUGAGCCUAGGUUCUUUAGAAGUCAGCUUGUGGAUGUGGUAUCCACCAUGUUUGAGAUAGCAGAGGCUGAGACAUUGGAAGAGCGGACGAGGCACUUGGCAGUUGAGUUUUUGAUAACAUUGGUUGAGGCGAAGAAGAGGGCCCCAGGCAUGAUGAAGAGGGUCCCCUUGUUUAUUAGCAAAUGUUUCGCGAUGUUAUUGAAGUUAUUACUAGAUAUUGAGGAUGCUUGGCAUAGUGUCGAGACUGAUGUGUUCGGGCCUACAAGUAACUUCGAAGUUGGCUGGAUGGGUUUAGGCCGGUUUUCUUGUGCCUUAGGAGGUAAGUCUAUUGCUCAUGUUGCCAUGGAGCAACUGUCUGCUUACUCGGAUGCGCCAGAAUGGGAGAAGCGCCAUGCAGCUCUCAUCGCAUUUGUUCGUAUUGCUGAAGGCUGCUCAAAGGUACAACAAUUGUCCUACUUGUGGAUUAAUUAUGACUAUGGUUUGGUUAUAACGCAUACUAUUUCAACUCGGGAGAAACUCAAAAAGCUGAGUAAAAAGAUAAAUGAACUUCCUGGAUUUAGAGAAUGUGCAGCUUGCCAUGCAAUUUGGCGGUUUUCGUAUGACUUCUCUCCGCAUUUGCAAGAAAAAUACCAUAACCAAGUAUUCGUUGCAUUAGCUGCAGCUAUGGAUGAUUCUUAUCCACGAGUGCAGGCAAUUGCCGCAUAUGCUCUCGGCGCCUUCGGUGAGACCGGCAAGCCAGAAUUUUUGAUACCUCACCUAGGUGGAUUAAUUGAGAAACUGCUUGUACUUAUAAAGAAUGACAAACAAAUUGUCCAAGAAAAAGCAUUACAUGCAAUCGGUUCUACAGCUGAUUCUGUUAAGGAGCACUUCGGAACCUGCUAUGACACUGUCAUGCCACACUUGAAAACUGUCCUGAGAAACGCAGAUCUUCAAUCUAAUCUCAUUCUUCUUCCCCCUGCAAUGGAGUGCAUAAGCAGCGUUGUGAGAGCUGUUGGCAGAGAGAAAUUUAGAGAUGACGAAAAGCAGGUUAUGGAAAUGCUUAUGUCAUUACAAGCAAAGGUGGAUGAUCCAACUAUUACUAUAGACAUGCUAUAUGCAUGUGGUAGAAUUUGCGACUGCAUGGGGAAGGAUUUUCUUCCUUAUAUGAAUGUAGUCAUGCCCAUCUUAUUUCAUUGUGCUCAACUUAAUAGUAAAGAGACACUAGAGAUGAAAGCUAAAGCCUGUAAAAUGCUAUGUGGGUAUGCUCAAACAUUGAAGGAAGACUUUUACCCAUGGAUUUCCCAGGCCGUUUCAAUCCUUGUUUCACUUCUGAAAUUCUAUACCCACAAAUCUGUCAGGAUAUAUGCUGUUUUAGCCAUGCCCGCCCUGUUGCGUUCUGCUAAGCUGGCUGUUGAGAAAGGGGUUGCUCAAGACGAAAGUGAGUCAUAUUUCAUGGAGUUGUCAGACCAUAUAAUACUGGCUUUGGUUGAAGCUUUGCAUAAGGAGUCUGAGACAGAAAUGUGUGUAGUCAUGUUGAGCGAAUUGGACGAUUGUCUGCAGAUUUGUGGACCACUUCUCAAUGAAGGUCAGGUUCGUAGCAUCGUGGAUGAGAUAAAGCAUGUCAUCACAGACAGUUCAAGUAGAAAACAAGAACUCAGAGAGAGAGAGAAAAUGGAAGAUUUCGAUGAUGAGGAAGCUGAGUUGUUGACGAAGGAAAGCAAUCAGGAAGAAAGAGUUUUCUAUAAUGUCCGCUAUAUAUUGGGCAAAUUGAUCGGAACUUUCAAGGCUUCUUUCCUGCCUUUCCUUGAUGAGUUGUCAACAUAUUUGUUACCUAUGUGGGCCAAGGAGAAAACACCUAAUGAAAGAUGUACACCUACUUUAAUCUUUAAUGUCCUUGUGGAGGAGGGGUGUCCUGAAGCAGCUCUAAAGUACUAUGAUGUAUGUCUUCCUUCGAUUUUGGAUGCAAGCGAUGACGAAGACCCAAUAGUUAGACAGAGUGCUCUUUAUGGACUUGGUCUUUGGGCGGAAUAUGACCGUUCUUCUUUCAAACCUUUUGUUGGAGAGGCUUUGUCAAGGAUCAAUGUAGUGAUAAUGCAUUUACGUGCUCUUGAACCUGAGAAUGUAAAGGCAUAUGAUAAUGCUGUUUCUGCGCUUGGUAAGAUAUGUCAGUUUCAUGGGGAAAGUUUCGACUCAGCCCAGGCUAUUCCAACUUGGUUGAAUUGCCUGCCUAUAAAAGCGGACUUGGAGGAAGCCAAAGAUGUUCAUAAACAGUUGUGUUCAAUGAUCGAAAGGUCAUGCGGAGAACUUUUGGGUCCCAACUAUCAAUACCUUCCAAAAGUUGUUGCAAUUCUCAUAGAGGUUCUAUGUGCUGGAGAGGUUCUUGCCACAGAAGAAACUGCAAAACAUAUGAUUAAUAUUUUGAGGCAUUUUCAGCACACAUUUCCAUCAGCCACGUGGGCAUCGGCAGUUUCCUUAUUAUUGCCUCAACAGGAGAUGGAGUUGGAAUCCCUUUUAUCACCUGAGGAAGAUGUUAACAUUUCAAUCGAUGCAAUGAAGUUACUAGUCUUGUGAACUUGUGGGAGUCAUUUAGCAGUGUAUUCUUUCCUGACUUACUAAUAUGAAGCUGAUGAAAUGUAGUAUUCAGCAAAAUCAAUUCCAAGUCAGAUACUUUACUGUUGUACUUCUGAAAUUGUAGAAGGAAUUCUGAAUUGCCUAUACAAAAGUUUAAGCCCAAACCUUAGAUACUGGGUCUAAAGUCUUGCAGAAGGUUUCACACAAUUUCAACGGGAACUUCAGACAAUAGACAAAUGGUUGAAGUUGUAGAAGAAAUUGAACGUAUAAAAAAAAAUUGCAGCGCUAUGUGCAACAAUUAACUAGUUAAA